UUUUAAAGAUAUUCAGGGCAUGCUAAUUUUGUCUCAAGAUACCAUGUGUGGCCACAACUUUAGUAACCUGGACACAUAGCUAUCUACUCGUUAAUUUAACCCACUUGGCCACAGAACAAGAUCCACUAAUUGGACAAGCCUGUAGUUGGUGAACCAUGUGCCCGCUGUCCCCCGGUGUGGCCGGUCACUCAUGUGUGUUUGCUCAUGCAUGUCGGACACAGGCCGGCGGUUUUUAAAAACGAACGUGCACGCCUCACUCGGCUACACUCGCGCGCAGAGUGUCUGAGUGCCCGUGCCUCGGUGCCUGUUGGUGACGGUUGGAACGAGGGAAGGGAAAAGCCAGGACCGUUUUUUAUACAGUCAACGUUUGACGGACAAAUACGCGUCUCUAAUCAUGGUGGGGCGGACAAGCAAUGAAACGCAAGAUUACGCAGGUGCUUCUGGUGCACCCUGUGCGUUCGGACGCAGGAGAGGAGCAGGCACCAUGCUGACAGAGCCUGCUAUCUUUGCCAAGGACACCAGCUGUGAGUGCCGCGCCCCUCAUGAGAAACUCUCCAUCGCUCAGGCCCGCAGAGGCACCCCAAUGGACCGUCCAGUGCGUGUAUAUGCAGAUGGAAUAUUUGAUCUGUUCCACUCUGGUCAUGCCAGAGCCCUGAUGCAGGCCAAGAACCUCUUCCCCAAUGCAUACCUCAUAGUGGGAGUGUGCAGUGAUGAGCUGACCCACAAGUACAAGGGUUUCACAGUGAUGACGGAGGAUGAGAGGUACGAGGCUCUGAGACACUGUCGCUAUGUGGACGAGGUGGUCCGAGACGCACCAUGGACGCUCACACAGGACUUCCUGGAGAAACACCAGAUCGAUUUUGUGGCUCAUGACGAUAUCCCGUACUCCUCAGCAGGAACUGAGGACGUCUACAAACACAUCAAGGAGGCAGGCAUGUUCGUGCCGACCCAGCGGACGGAGGGUAUCUCGACCUCUGACCUGAUCACUCGUAUCGUACGAGACUACGACCUCUACGCUAGACGCAACCUACAGCGAGGCUACACCGCUAAAGAGCUCAACGUCAGCUUCAUCAAUGAGAAGAAGUACCGCCUGCAGAACCAGGUGGACCGUAUGAAGGAGGCAACAUUUCUCCAACCUUCCUACAACCUUCCUACAACCUCCCUCCAACAGUCCUACAACCUUCCUCCACCCUCCGCCCAACCUUCCUCCACCCUCCGCCCAAGCUCCCUCCAACCUUCCUCUAAUCUUCCGUUCACCCCCAACCUCCCUCCAACCUGUUGAUCACAUCACUCCAUCAUUUUACGUCCUCCCUUUUCUCCAUCCUUUCUUUUAGUUUAUCUCAACUAGGGUGAACAUGAUAGGAGAUAUUGUAUAGCAAUCGACUGCAGUGUGACUUUUUGCAGUGUGGCAUCCAGUGAGCAGGUCUACACUGUUACAGAGCUCUCCAGAUAGAGACUGACUUCAUGGACAAACAGACACAGUUCUCUAUGCUUAUAGAAUAAUAUAAUAGACUGUGUCUGCUCUAUGCAUUCUGUUUCUACCUGCAUCAUUCUGUAACAUGGUGCCUGCUGACUGACUGUGCCCUUAGUGGAGACUUAACAGAGAAACACUCCCCUCUAGAGGAGUUGUAGUGUAGCUGCAUCCUUCCUGGGAGACGAGGAGAGAUGGCUACUUAAGACUAUUGAAAUGCACCCCGUUGCCAUAGCGACUGCAUAAAUGAAUGGAUGUUACAUCAUUUCAACAAUGGUAACACCAAGGAAUUCAGCUCCCUCCAACUCCCUCCCUCCCUCCAACAUUUCUCCAACCUCCUCCCAACCUUCCUCAACAUCUCUCCAACCUCCCCCCAACCUCCCUUUAACUUUCCUCCAACCUUCCUGCCUCCCUCCCUUCGAUUUUCCUCCAACCUCCCUCCAACUUCUUCCAACCUCCCUCCAACAUUUCCCCAAUCUUCCUGCCUCCCUCUCUCAUUCCUUCAACUUUCCUCCAACCUCUCUCCAACCUUCUACCAACCUCGCUCCCUCCAACAUUCCUCCAUCUUCUCCCAACCUCCAACCUUCCCCAACCUCCCUCCAACCUCCAUCCAACCUCCAUCCAACCUUCCUCAGGAGAAGAAGUACUGCCUUCAGAACCAGGUGGACCGUAUGAAGGAGAAGGUGAAGACGGUGGAGGAGAAGAGUAAACACUUUGUCUACCGCGUGGAGGAGAAGAGCCAUGACCUCAUACAGAAGUGGGAGGAGAAAU
Molecule: messenger RNA, 2242 nt
Organism: Oncorhynchus tshawytscha (Chinook salmon)
Lineage: Eukaryota; Metazoa; Chordata; Actinopteri; Salmoniformes; Salmonidae
Product: choline-phosphate cytidylyltransferase B
Exons: 7
Coding region: 395-1282 (295 amino acids)
Biological process (GO): CDP-choline pathway
Molecular function (GO): phosphatidylcholine binding; choline-phosphate cytidylyltransferase activity
Source: RefSeq, a predicted model, not a curated record